Messenger RNA from Sphaerodactylus townsendi, 1704 nucleotides. Its product is annotated as protein FAM13A-like. NCBI's taxonomy places the organism in Eukaryota, Metazoa, Chordata, Lepidosauria, Squamata, Sphaerodactylidae. Gene Ontology annotation, biological process: signal transduction. The record is from RefSeq and is a predicted model, not a curated record. The transcript is spliced from 6 exons. Bases 214 to 1104 code for a protein of 296 amino acids.
UAGGCAGUGAGAGUCUAGUAGGCAGAAGUUUUAUCGUGGCCAGUAAAUGUAUUUUUUUUAAAGCUGCAGCACCAGCAACGUGUAGAUUAAAGUAAGAAUGUGUGUGUAACUGUAUAGAUUUUUUUUUAGCAUUCAUGUUUUGAAUGGCUGCUGAAAAGAUAACCUGGAUCAACAGAGGAACAUGACAUCGUAGUUCAGUGCUUCAGGCUUAACAUGGGGACAGGAGCUUCCAUGUCUAUCUGUCAAUCGUCAUCUUCCACUGAAAUUAAACCUUUCAGAAAUAAAGUUAGACCAGCAUCCCAAAGAAUCUUCGGUGCCCCCCUUGACAGCUGUAUGCAAGACGCAACACAUGUUCCUUUGGUUGUUGAACACUUGGUAAAAUAUUUAGAAGAAUUUGGACUGAAUCAUGAAGGCCUGUUUCGCACCAGCGGUUCAGAGAAGAAAAUCAGGGCGCUGAAACAGAAGUACGAUCAAGGAGAAAAAGUGGAUCUUGUUCAGGAAGGUGACGUAGAGUCGGCUGCCGGCCUUCUGAAAAGAUUUCUGAACCAACUCCCGGUUGCUGUUUUCCCUGACAAUGUGUGUGCUGCUAUUUUGGCCUGCUUCGAAGGUAACAUAAACCACAUGGCAGAAUGUACAAGAUGUCUGAGAACUUUACUGUGUAGCCUGCCACAGGCCCAUUACCACCUUUUCCAUUACCUUGCUAUAUUUCUGGGCAAGGUGUCCUUGCGCAGUGAUGUGAACCAAAUGACACUGGAGAAUCUGGCCACUGUUUUUGGCCCCACCGUUUUUAGAAUUCCUUGCCGUUCUUUGGGUCAUGAAGAGCAAAGAUUUUGCAACUCUGUGCUCUUGCACACUCUCCGGCGCUAUGAGGAACUCUUUGCAGGUUCUCCUGAAAGCCAGUUUUUAGUGGCAGAAGAUAGCCCUCAGGAUGAAGAGUGCCAAAGAGCUCUACGUUAUUUGAAGCACUUUCCUUUUCAUGAGAAGAAGGAGAAGAAGAGAAGGUGGUGGUGGUUGGAUUUAUGCCCUGCUUUUCUCAGCCAUAAGGAGUCUCUAAGUGGCUUACAAACUCCUUGUAAGACAGGUGGGACUGACAGAGAGUUCUGAAUGAACUGAGACUUCAUGUGGAAGAGCGGGAAACAAAUCUGAUUCACUAGAUUAGAGUCUGCCACUCAUCUGGAGGAGUGGGGAAUCUACUUUAAUUUAUCCAGAAAGGGACAGGAAGACUAAUAGCAAUUAUGCUUUCUAACGAAAAUUUUGAAAAUCACACUUAAACUAGCUAAAUUUGCUUGGAUUGCAUUCCAAAUCAGGAAUAUAAGGGGACAAUUAAUAACAUUGUAUUGUCAUUAAAGUGGGUCGAAUACUGUUUUAAAUUGAUAGAGAAAUGUGAUGUUAUUUAUUUGAAUCUGAUAUAGUUUUAUUUAAAUUGAUUGUAUUAUAUCAGUGUAGAAGUGAUAGAUUUUGUAACUAAUAUAUUUUACUACUAAAUAUUAUCAGUAUUUUAAAAUAGAUAUUGGUUUUACACAGGUUACUUUUAAAGUUUUAAAGGACUGUUAUAGUUAUUUCCCAGUUCCCAAGUAACCUAUUAUAUGUGAAUAAGAUCUUCUCAGAAGACUAAUUAUUUGUCAUAUGCUAGAAUUUGUAUUGACUUAUUCUAGAUUUUAUGAAUGGUCUACGACUGCAAUAAAUAAACGUCUUUUGUUUUAC